This is a messenger RNA of Cutaneotrichosporon oleaginosum, 4063 nucleotides long. RefSeq lists its product as uncharacterized. NCBI's taxonomy places the organism in Eukaryota, Fungi, Basidiomycota, Tremellomycetes, Trichosporonales, Trichosporonaceae. The record is from RefSeq and is a predicted model, not a curated record.
GGUUCGAUACUCGCUUCAUUCCAUUCAACUUGUCACCACAUCUACUCCUACUCACCUCCGUCUCUUCGCACGGCCAUGUUCUAAUCUGAUGGACACUCUUCGCCCUCCACAGUCCACACCCUCCCUCACAUCCUCCCUCACAAGCUCCACCUCGUCGUCCAUGCCGUCCCAUGGGCGCCCAUCGCCCCCCCUCGACCCCGUCCAGACUCCAGCCCGCCCUCUCUGCGAUGCCACACCCCUCAAUCCGACAGACAGGCUCCGUGCUCUCCUGCGACAGAUGGAUUCCGAUGCGCACGGCCCUAGCCCAGCGCGCUCACGAUACGGGAGUGAGAGCACUCCACGGCCUCCCCCACCCCUGUCAGCGCCGGCCCCAGUGCGCAUCGAGAGCGAGGACGAUAGCCCGCCCAGUCCUCCCCCAAGAAUACACUACGCGCGUCUACGCCGCGAGACACCUCAGCAGCCACCAGCAGAGUCGGAGGAGCCGUCUCCGCCCCGUCGCCUUGCCGCGCUGCCCAAACGCGCGAGCCCACCUCGCCGUUUGCCCUCCCGCGCCGUUGCGUUGCGUGCUGCCGCGGCUGCUGCUGCUGCUCAGGAAGCACAAGAGCAAGAGGCGCUGCCCCGCCACACCCGCGAGAAGAGCGCGCCGACCCCGCUUGAGAACUUUAUCGCCAGUGCCGCACCGCCCACGCCGUACGCGGCCCCCCACCGCCUCUCCCUCUCCGGGGAGACGCGUCGGCCCACGUCCAUGUCAAUACCUGAAGCGACGCCACGCGCGCGACGCCCAACUACCCCGCCCUACUCCCCGCCGCGCGCGACGACUCCGCCUCGCGCCCCCUCGUCAUCCUACACUCCCUCUCCGCCGCGACGCACCUCCGAACUCCGCCAGCCCCCGUCGCCCUCUCCGCGAAAGGCCAAGGCGCCAUCUUACCGAGAUGAGGAGCCUGAAGAACCCGAGCCGCCGAGACGGCGCGACCGCCGCGUUGCGACGCCGCCCAACACAUCCGCGUCGUUUGAGGCAGGGCUCAACGACGCGCACAACUCCGUGCUGGAUCUCGAGGACAGUGAAUUGAAAUGGAGAGACGAUAGUGUCGAGAGUUCAGACUCAUCCGUCCCAAUAGACAUGAACAGAGGUCCUACGGCGCGGAUGGUCGCGGCCGAGGAGCUGAGCAUGUCGCGAUCGCGCAAGUCGUUGUCAGCCGAGAGCUCGCCCAAAACGCCUCGCUCUUACGUUACCGCUGAGCGGUCGACGCCUCAUUCCAGAACCCCGAUAUCCGAGCGCUCGCCCUUCUGGACGGCGCGCUCAGAGGCUGCAUCCGCAUCCAAGUCGUACGCGACUGCGGAGCGCCUGCCAACGGUGUCGCCAUCGCUCCCGACCCCGGCGGGGCCGUCGAAGGGGCGCAGCUUCGAGCGCUCACCCUCGGAGCAGCAGACGCAGCGGUCACCCACAGAGCAGCAGACGCAGCGGUCGCCAAAAGGGAAAGGCGUCGAUCACAAGCGCAGACCCAGCGUCGACGCGUCGCUGUCGCUCGUGCAGCCGGAGGCGUCGGACGAGGAGCCGGAGACCUCGGCAGCCGUGGCGCGGCGCAACAUGUUCCACCCCCAGUCACCCGCGCCCGAGCCCGAGCCAACCCGCGCUGGCAAGCGCCGCCUCUCUGCCUCGCGCCGCGAGUCAGAAACCCGGUACGCAGCGCUCAAGGCCUCGAUGGGCGCCGACUCGGACUCUGAGGACGGCAGAAUCCGCCCCGGGCAGUCGAGGCAGGACUCGUCGCUCCUCGGCUCGCUGUGGAAGGGCCUGCCACCGGGGUUGCGGGACGACUCGUCGUUCCUCGACAUGAACGAUCGGCCGACGCUCGCGGAGCUCUCGACGCAGGUGGACCCGACGCUGAUGGCCUCGGCGAUGCCGCGCGACUCUCAGCCGCGGCAUGUGUGGAAGUGGAGCGAGGAGAGCGAGUCCACUCACCGGGUUGAGCGGUCCGAGGAUAGCCAGUCCACUCGCCGGUUGGAAAGGUCCGAGGAGAACGAGUCCACUCACCGAUUUGAGCGAUCUGAGGAGAGCGGAUCAUCCCGUCAACUUGAGCGGUCUGAGAAUCGCGGCUCUCUUCAGUACGAGAGUCCCGCGGCGCGGGACAUUUCUCUCGCCAAAUCUGACUUUGAUGCCCUUGAUGACCUGCCGCAGAGCUCACCGCCGCGCGGCUCACCCAACAACAAGCUGCGCCAGUCGAUUGGCAAGCCUCUCACACUGCGUCAGUCGCUGGAGCUCGGCCUGCGAGGAGACGAACCAAGUGAGAGCCAACUCGAGCCCGAAGCAGUUGCGGAUGAGGGCGCAACGGACGCGGACCGCGAGUGGCGUCCCGAAGCCUUGGACACGACAUCUGACUCGUGGCUCGAACUCAAUGCUGCAGCUGCGCUAAAUCCUCCUUCGCCAGAACCCUCCAGACUCUCUCCACCUCUGGAAUCGCCCGCACGCGCAGACAGCGACACGCUUCCAGACACGCCGCCGCGCCAGCGCCAGGGCAUCCACCGCACCCUCCUCCGCGCCGCGACCACUCCCGCGCCACCAGCACCGGCGCCUGUCGCCCCGACGCCGCUGCGCAGUGCGCUAAAAGGCGGGCGCUUCGAGGCGCGAUUCCAGCGCAACGCGCCUGCUUCGCCGUCAGUGCGCUGGAGCGAGGAAGUGUUGGCCAACGACCCCACGACUGACGAGGAGUCAGUCCUCGAGGCCAUCCCUGAGCCGGAAAUGGAGCCUGAGCCGCAAGUCCGCCCCUCGACCUCCCCGCCAAGCACGCCGCCGCCGCAUCUCACCACCCCACAACCGCACAGCUCGCCUAACGCACCCCUCAACCCGGAGGCGUUCACCACACCUGUUCACGCGCCAGCCAAUGUCCGCACGCCUCGUCCCCCAGGGGCUUGGGGCACACCAUUGCCUCCCCCAGGCUUGCCACCGAGCAUGCCACUCCCGGCGCCACCCAUCAACGGGCCGCCCGGGCCGCCCAAUGCUGCGCCGCCCGCUGUCUUCCAAACUCCUGGUCUCCCGACCCCACGCGCUCCUGGCGCAUGGUACUCGCCCGCGCGCUUCGCCCCGGCCCGCAUGUCGCGCCUCAGAAACGAGGUGCUUCUCGACGACAGCCAGAGCUCGACUGCGAGCAGUGAGGUGUCUGUCCAUCGAAUGUCGUUCAGCCCCAAGCGGCGGCGAAAGUUUGGUUCGCCUCGCACACCGCGCCCGCUCCUCCCGGAGACACCGGUGGCUGCCAAGCUUGAGCGGCCCAUCUUAGAAGAGGACGCAGGCUCUGAGGUCAACCCCUCAGCGGACCAAGAGCCAACCAACCCGAAACUGCCUUCGCCAGAGGUGGCCACGCCGAACGCGCGCUCGCCAGGCAUCAACCCGCAGAGCACGCCACAGGUGGCGGAGCCGCGCACGCCACACCCACCCGGUGCGAUGCCCAAGGACGAGCCGGAGGACGGGGACACGUCGUGGACCGCGCGCAUCAAGCGUGUGUUCACCCCCGGGCCAACGACGCCGUUAAUGCCCUCGACGCCAAUGACGCCGCGCACGGCGUCGCGCACGCGCCUCGCAGAAGCUCAAGAUGCGCUGGACACGGCCUCUCGCGCGUCCGAAAAGGCACGUUCGCGCGUCUCCGCAGCGCAGAACGCAUGGCGCGCGGCAGUAGCCACACGCUCCGCGCCCGAUCCCGAGCCCGAGCCAAUGCCCAAGCCAGAGCCCAAGCCAGAGCCAAAAGCCCUCGCGCCCGCCCCGCGCCCGUGGACCCUCUGGCUGCUAUACCUCUGCGUCGAGUUGCUUGUGCUGUGGGCUGUGUUCCGCGUUACGCUCGAGUACGCGUCGAGCAGCGCGUUCAUGGCGCGCAGCGACCCCUUCGGGCCCUUCGCGCCCGGGUACGCCGUCGGCGUGCGCUUGCCGGCGUCGCUGGCGGCGUUUGAGAAGCAUGCGCCGCCGAGCGCGAAUGUGUUUGACCUGCUGGAUGCUUUGGGGCUGGGGAUGGGCGCGCUGCGGUGGGCCCCGCCCACGUAGACUGUAUUACUAUGUAUGCCUAGUCUUGGAUCUUGC